Molecule: messenger RNA, 6842 nt
Organism: Solea solea (common sole)
Lineage: Eukaryota; Metazoa; Chordata; Actinopteri; Pleuronectiformes; Soleidae
Gene: frmd4a
Product: FERM domain containing 4A
Exons: 24
Coding region: 463-3741 (1092 amino acids)
Biological process (GO): establishment of epithelial cell polarity
Cellular component (GO): adherens junction; bicellular tight junction; cytoskeleton
Source: RefSeq, a predicted model, not a curated record
GAGACACAGCCAGUGAGUGACGGCUGCUGCCCGGACUGCUACCGUAGACCGUUACCUGCGUCCUCCGGUCGCGUCCCCCCCACGCACUCCCCCCUCCCCCGGUUAGUGAACGAACGUUGGUACGGUCCACUGUUAUCCUUGCGUUCGCCGGUAACGAGAAGGAGGAAGAGCAGGAGGAGGAGGAGAUAGAGGAGAAGGAGGAGGAGGUGGAGGAGGUUUGGCUACCGGGACUGGACCCGUGAGAAGCUGCCCGCUUUCGGAGGGAGGGAUGAGAGAGAAGCCGUUAUUCAGCGGCGUGUCUGAGUGUUGAAUGGCGAGGAUAUGCGACAUAGCAGCUACGUAGUGUUUCGAGGAUACAGGAGAUACGCAGCGACCUGAUACUCAAACGUAAACUAAUGGUCACUAACAUGGAUGCUGAUGUGCCGCCUCCCCUAGGCCGGCAGGGAAGAGGGGUGUUUUUUGAUGAUUUCACGGCAACAACACGACUCGUUUCUCACUGGGAUUAAUAUUUUCUGCUUUUAUUUUAUUACAUUUUAUUUUUAUCCCUGGAACUGGCGUUAUUUGUGUGUGGGAGCCUCGCGAGGAGCGUUUGUUUGCAAGAUGACAGAGGGGAGGCGAUGUCAGGUCCACCUCCUCGAUGACAGGAAGCUGGAGCUCCUCGUACAGCCCAAGCUGAUGGCCAAGGACUUGCUGGACCUCGUGGCCUCUCACUUUAACCUCAAGGAGAAGGAGUACUUUGGAAUCGCAUACACCGACGAAACGGGCCAUUUCAGCUGGCUGCAGUUGGACCGCAGGGUGUUAGAACAUGAGUUCCCUAAGAAGUCUGGUCCCAUUGUCCUGUACUUUUGUGUCAGAUUCUACAUAGAGAGUAUAUCCUACCUGAAGGACAAUGCCACUAUCGAGCUCUUCUUUCUUAAUGCCAAGUCCAUCAUCUACAAGGAGCUUAUUGAAGUGGACAGUGACAUUGUCUUCGAAUUGGCUUCCUAUAUUCUACAAGAGGCUAAGGGUGAUUUCACCAGUAAUGAUGCAACCAGGUCUGACCUGAAAAAGCUGCCUGCUCUGCCCACCCAGGCCCUAAAGGAGCACCCGUCUCUGGCCUACUGUGAAGACCGGGUCAUAGAGCAUUACAAAAAGCUCAGCGGGCAGUCCAGAGGCCAAGCUAUUGUGAAUUAUAUGAGCAUUGUGGAGUCUCUGCCCACAUAUGGAGUACAUUACUAUGCUGUUAAGGACAAGCAGGGGAUCCCGUGGUGGCUGGGUCUGAGCUAUAAAGGCAUCUUUCAGUAUGACCACCAGGACAAGGUCAAGCCCAGGAAGGUGUUUCAAUGGCGUCAGUUGGAGAACCUGUAUUUCAGAGAGAAGAAGUUUUCAGUGGAAGUUCACGACCCCAGGAGUAGGGCGUCGGUGACGAGAAGGACGUUUGGUCACAGUGGCAUUGCUGUGCACACCUGGUACGCCUGUCCCGCCCUCAUCAAGUCCAUCUGGGCCAUGGCCAUCAGCCAACACCAGUUCUACCUGGACCGCAAGCAGAGCAAGUCAAAAAUCCAUGCUGCGAGGAGUUUGAGCGAGAUUGCGAUCGACCUGACGGAAACGGGAACGCUGAAGACCUCCAAACUAGCCAACAUGGGCAGCAAGGGCAAAAUUAUCAGCGGGAGCAGUGGCAGUCUGCUGUCCUCAGGCUCUCAGGAAUCAGACAGCUCACAGACGGCCAAGAAAGACAUGCUGGCAGCGCUGAGGGCCCGGCAGGAAGCUCUAGAGGAAACGCUAAAACAGCGACUAGAAGAACUAAAGAGCAUCUGCAUCAGAGAAGCUGAGCUGACAGGAAAGCUUCCUAAAGAAUAUCCUCUGGAUCCAGGAGAGGAGCCACCGACAGUGAGGCGAAAGAUUGGUACUGCCUUUAAACUGGACGAGCAGAAAAUUCUUCCUAAGGGAGAGGAAGAGGAGCUGGAGAGGUUGGAGCGGGAGUUUGCCAUUCAGUCCCAGAUUACAGAGGCGGCCCGCCGUCUGGCCAGUGAUCCUCACGUCAGCAGCAAGAAGCUGAAGAAGCAGAGGAAAACGUCUUAUCUCAACGCACUGAAGAAGCUGCAGGAAAUUGAGAACUCCAUCAACGAGCAUCGGGUCCGCUCUGGCAAGAAGCCUACGCAGAGAGCAUCGCUUAUCAUAGAAGAAGCCAAUAUUGGUUCUGAAGACAGCUCCCUGUCUGACGCGCUGGUUCUGGACGAUGAUGACCCUCAAGUCACAGGAACGCCCACGUUCUCCCCAGUAGCAUCACCUCACAAGGGCCUGCCUCCUCGGCCCCCAUCUCACAGUCGGCCCCCUCCGCCGCAGUCCCUGGACGGCCUGCGACACCUGCACUACACGCGCUCCGACUACGACAAAUCGCCCAUCAAACCCAAGAUGUGGAGCGAGUCGUCACUGGACGAGCCCUAUGAAAAAGUCAAGAAACGCUCCUCUCACUCCAGUCACAGGCGGUUCCCAAGCUCUGGCAGUGCAGAAGCAGGAGGCAGUAACUCUCUGCAGAGCAGCCCCAUCAGGAGCCUCCCUCACUGGAACUCUCAGUCCAGCAUGCCCUCCACCCCGGACCUCAGGUCCAGGACACCACACUAUGUACAUUCUACCAGGUCAGUGGACAUCAGUCCGACACGUCUGCACAGUCUCGCUCAGCACUUUAGGAACCGCAGCUCCAGCCUGGAGUCCCAGGGGAAGCUGCUCACAUCCGACCCAGAAACACACCAGCACACGCUGGGAACACUGGGCAGUCCUGACUUCUUCCUGGGACCGGGACGCAGCUCCAAUGGCUCUGACCCACUGGACGACUGUUCGUCCUGCACCAGCCAAAGCAGCUCAGAGCAUUACUACCCCUCUGGGGGACCUCCCAGCAACAACCCCAACUACUCUACCCUGGGAGAGGAUUCACCCUCUAAAGCCAGGCAGAGGCAGAGGCAACGACACAGGUCUGCAGGUCACCUUGGUUCCUCUAACUCCGGCUCCAUGCCAAACCUGGCAGCUAAAAACGGCUCUGGUGGAAGCACAGGUGGAGGCAGCAUCGGCGGGGGACACCAUGGAGUUUACCUCAGCAGCCAGAGCCAGCCUUCAUCCCAGUACCGCAUCAAGGAGUACCCGCUGUAUGUCGAGGGCAGCCCCAACCCCGUGGUGGUGCGCAGCUUGGAAAGCGACCAGGAGGGACACUACAGCGUCAAGGCCCAGUUCAAGACAUCCAGCUCCUACACGGCCGGGGGACUGUACAAGGAGGCCUGGGGGGGGGAGGAGGGCGGGGAGGGGAGCGGCCGACUCACGCCAUCGCGCUCUCAGAUCGUACGGACUCCAUCACUGGGGCGAGACGGUAGUGGAGGAGGGGGGAGGGCAGCGGUGUCUGAGGAGCUGCGGUGCUGGUACCAGAGGUCCUCGGGGAGCCUGAAGGAAAGGAGUCAUUCACAUUCGGGGUCCACCUCCUCUGAGACGGGGUCACAGCAAGGCACUCUGGGACCUGGACGAGGCAUCAGAGUAGGGACACUCACCAAAGGCUCACCAGCUGCGUCCCCUCACAGCCAGAGGAGUAUGACGCCCUCCAAUGAACACACGGCCACGCCCACGCCCACGCCUCCCUGUAGCCCACAGCACAUCCUCAACUGGCAGAGCGGGUCUUUCAGUGACAGCUGUUUUCUCAGCAGCCCUCUGUGUGCAGAGCUGGCAGACGUGCAGUGGUACGGACACGACAAGGCCAAACCUGGAACCCUGGUCUGAGACCGUCCUUCCAGAAACGUCCCAUCGCCCUCUCUCCCCUGUCCCUCACUACUACCCAUCGACAACCAACAACCUCAUCCUUAAAACCCUACAAAAUCCUGCUCCGCCCCAACGACCCGAGCAGACUAGACAUGAGCCUUCCUCCUCCUCCUCCUCCUCCUCCUCCCUUCAUUCAUCCUGUCCUUCAUCCAUUUCACAGGGACACGGCGUUUGAUAAGGGCCGGUUUUUACAUGACAGACUGGACUGAGCAGAGUCACCUCAGUGUUUGAACAGAGAGAGAGAGAGAGCACAGAACACAUCACUGAAGCUCAACAAAGCCAGGAUUUCCUAUCAUUUUAUCUCAUCUUUGCUCCUGCAACUUUACCAACUGUAACGCACUGCCACCAAAUCAGGACGUGAUUUGAGCCACCGCUUUAUCGACAGGCCCCUCACAGAACUCUUACUGGUCUUCAUCCAUUUUUAUUUCUUCCCUAAACAAACUAAAUAAUCUGGAUUAACGAACAUUACACUACAUUCAACCUCUUUUCAGUUUUAACCCACAACCAAAGACUGACACCAGGUGGUGGUGGUGGUGGUGGGCGGGGCCAGACAGACUGUGAUGGUGGACUGAAACGACAACACCGGGACGGGUGUCUGUGACUCUGUGUAGACUAAUCGAUGAGGACUAAAGCAAUAACAAACUUAUUAAACACACAAGUACAUGAACGCGUUUGGACUGAAGCGGCCGUUUAUCACCACGUUCUCUGCCUUGUGAUGCUGGGAGUGAAAAAAAAAACAACAAAGAAAAAAGGCUCAUCAGUGCAUCUCAGGGUGAAUGUGGAUGUUUUGGGUUUAAGUCCGUGCUCAUUUUUGUUUCUUCUCAUUGGUCUUUGUAAGAUUUCUGUCAUCAUGGUGAAGGUUCACACACACACACACACUCACUAUAACUGCGACAUUUCCUUUUCAAAUUCUUCUUCUUUUUUUUGCAUUUUCUGCACUGAAAGUAAAAGAGUGAUUGGCUGUUCACACUUGACAUUGAGCCUGUUAAGUGAUAAAUCUCUACAGUUACUGUCUCUCGGCCUUUGGCCUCGCUUGUAUGUGGUUGUUGGCACCACGCUGCGUUUAUCUGUGAGUCCCCGUGAGCUCCAUCAUCGCUCUGUCCGUGUGUGCAGCGUGACCGGAGCCUCCUGACUCACUACUAACACACUGUUUGUGACAAAUGUGUACUGUAUUUUGUGCUGGAACCGCGACAGAGCCGUUCAAAUCCCCACAGACAACGAGACACUUCACAUCUCAUCUACAAUUUGGCAUCAGGUGCAAUCUCACUUUGGUCUUAAAGCACAACAUAAAUCAUGUGUACGAGGGCUGGAGCUACUUUUGUGUCGUAUCAAAGGACAGCGGAGGCAACUAGAGCCACAGAUUCAAGCAUUCAAUGGAUAUAGAUUCAUUCAUAAUUAAAAACCCUAGUAUUGGGGCCGAGGAGAAGCCAUAAUUAGAAGUUUGGAGAAUAUUUCGCCACAAAAAUCCCAAACAACAAUCAGAUUUCCAAAAAAACAGGGUUAGAAAAGCACAGCAGGUUUUAUACAGAGGAGGCAGACCUCUGCAUGUGUCCCCCCCCCCCCGACAUGUGAUUAUGUUGCAGGAAAACAGAAAAAGAAAAUGUUUCCUUGUUGCACAAAAAUCAGAAUUUAAGGCAGUUUUAAUUCAGAUUACGACUGAUUUGUUAUCUAAUGAUGGAGAGCAGAGCCGGCCCAAGGCAGAAGCAGAUCUAAGGGGUUGCUGAUGUUUGGGGGGCCCCCAGUAUGUGUGGAUAAAAAACACUAGAUCUCUACUUAGAUUGCACUUAAGUUAUUUGGUUUUAUUUUGCUCAUUUGGUGCACGUUUGCACAUCUGUUCUAAGUUUUAAAAACCAAAGUCAUUAAACUGGUUUAAACUUGUUUCAUUCAAGUUCAGUCUCGCCACACUUUUGUGAUUUUACUUUCUAUGGUUAGAAAACAAGACAAGAGUGACACUGGUCUGGUGUAAAUAACUAUAAUAACUUAACUUUAAUUACUGCAGUUUAUAGUGUUACACUUGUAUCGAUAAUAGUGAAGGUGGUGGGACGGGGUGGGGCUCCCCAAAUCCAAUGCAGUUUAGGGCCCCGUAAAGGCUUGGGCCGGCCCUGCCGGAGAGAAUCGGGCUUGUUUGUUUGUCUGGAUAAAUCCUUUAUUGUGCUGUGAUGCAUGGGAGCAGUGGUACUCAUGGUGUUUUCCUUUACCAGACUUAUGUUCAUAGGAGUUUUAACCGUCUCCCGGUAUGUGGUCAAAGCUGAUAAUUGAGAAAAUGAAGACACAAUCCCGUGCAUGGCCACGAUGCAGAUCCAGCAACAUAAACACGUCCUCCUCCUCCAAUAGUGUCACACCCUGCCCCCUAGUCUGACCCUGUGCUAAUCUGUGACCUCUGACCCAGUGUGAUGAAGUGUGCCCACCCCCCGCCCCCCCUCACUGUUUUCAAUGUUUCAUCUUUUUUUUAAAUACUCCAAAAGAAAUGAGCUGUUAUAUCAAUCAUUUCCUGUAUGUGCGCAGGGGCACUGUACGGUUGUGUGUGUGGGGGGGUUUUAACAUUAACAUUAACAUUUUAUAUGACUCAGUAUUGUUAUUUUGUUAUUUUAUUUCAGUUCUGACAUCGUAACGACCCGUUCAGGUGCUACAAAAAUGAGCAGUUACUGCUUUGUCACACAAGGAUCCAGACGUUUGUUCACUGUAACCACGAGACUCAACACAAAGACGUGCAAAAAGCCCGCUUCUUUUAACAAAGCGUUUUAAUAGUGCAGUAGGACACUUCCCUAACCCAGACAAUAGAGCAUGUAACUCCAUUUUAUCACCUCUGUUCAGCUGUAACAAAACAUUAAAAAAAAAGGUGUUGUAGAAAAAACAAAUGUGGGAUUAUUAAGAGAGAGAAAAUGAAAAGAAAAAAAAAGAAUUCCACAGUUAAUUUAUUCUUUUUUCUAUUAAAAAUUUGUAUAGUAACUUUACAUUUUUCAAAACUGUGUUGUUGGAAAUUGAUGAUAAAAUUUUCAAGAGGAGAAAACCGCGGUGGUUCUUGAGAGUAAGAAAAAUAAAUUAUUGAUGAAUGUUCUCAA